Molecule: messenger RNA, 2976 nt
Organism: Copidosoma floridanum
Lineage: Eukaryota; Metazoa; Arthropoda; Insecta; Hymenoptera; Encyrtidae
Gene: Hen1
Product: Hen1 methyltransferase
Biological process (GO): piRNA processing; RNA methylation; siRNA processing
Cellular component (GO): nucleus; cytoplasm
Molecular function (GO): RNA methyltransferase activity; O-methyltransferase activity
Source: RefSeq, a predicted model, not a curated record
UAUUAUAGAUAUAGCGGAACUCUGACUCACUUAUCACUUAACUCCUUUCUUUUCUCUAUCGCCUUGUCGGCUUGAUGCUGUGUGCAGUGCUCAAGGUGUUUAUUGUAGGCUAGAGUGACAUCUUAUAAGGAAAUAUUGAAAAUCUCCAAGUGACACUGUAGCAGGCCCUUACAGUCCUCGAGGAUGCACUCGGCCACGUCUCCCGAUCCAAUUUCCGAUUCUUGGCACUGUUUAUUUAGUUUAUAAUAAAGUGUUCGCGUCAACUCUUCAGCUGCGGCUGAACAAUCCCCCUGCACGUGGUAUAUAUAACGUAUUUGUUUUACGUACAUAUAUACCUAUAUACUUACGAGUGAGGUUCGAAGUGAGGAGGACAUGCUAGUGUUUCUUUACGCACUUUACAUGUUUGGCAACUACGUCGUUCGUCGCCUUGCUGGUGCCAAGGACGACGAUGACACGUUCCAGGCCCCGUACGCUAGUCCCAAGAGAAUGAGAGAACACACGAAUUUUAAGCGCCGCAAUUCCGGUGACUCGGUUGACGAAGAGUCCAAGUCUAACAUCACUUUCAAUCCUCCAGCGUACGUCCAAAGGUUUCAGGCCGUAGAAAAAAUUCUUACCGAUCCGCGUUUUGGUAGGAAGCUCAGGAAGGUAGUAGACUUUGGAUGUUCAGAGCUAAAUUUUAGCAUUUACUUGAAGAAAAUAGUUGGAGUUGAAGAAGUACUGUUUGUAGACAUUGACCGCGACACUUUGGACAGGUACAGUCCCAAGGCUAAACCAUUGUACGUUGACUACCUUCACAAAAGGUCAACUCCCUUGGUUGUGAGAAUUUUGGAAGGUAGUGUUAAUCACCAUGAUAAACAAUUGGAAGAUGUAGAUGCAGUCGUUUGCAUAGAAUUAAUUGAGCAUCUAUACCCAGAAGACGUGACAAAUUUUCCUUACAGUAUAUUUGGUUAUAUUAAACCAAAAGUAGCAAUUGUCACUACUCCUAAUGCAGAUUUUAACGUACUUUUUAAUAACAUGUCUGGAUUUAGACAUUGGGAUCACAAGUUUGAGUGGACAAGAAGUCAAUUUCAAGACUGGGCAAACAAUAUUGUUUCAAGAUUCCAAGAUUAUGAAGUAACAUUUCAUGGGAUAUGUGAUGGACCUGCAGGUACUGAACAUCUUGGUUCCUGUUCACAAAUGGCUGUCUUUUACAAGAGCUGUGACCUGGCAGUUCCGAAAAUCCCAGGAACUGAAGGACUUUUCAAAACUGUAGAAACGUAUGAAUAUCCUUAUGAAGUUGACAGUCGUUCGGAUGAAGAAAAAAUUCUUGCCGAUGCUGUUUAUUACAUAAGAAAGUUGUCCACUAAUAAUGAAUUAAUGGAAGAAGAAGUGCCUCUUCGAUCGAUUAUGAGUCUCAUGCAAAUUCCCGUCACUGAAAGUGAUUUGAGAGAUAUAUUACGUGGUGAUGGAUGGUCAAUUGAAGAUAGAGAAGAUGGGCCAGUUGUGAUGAUUCCUCCUCCAACUCAGUACUCUGAUCAAAGUACAAACCAAGAAAAUUUUUUUGAUAUUGAUGCUUUUAACGACGAAUUUGAUAGUGACGGUAGUGGUGUAUGGGGUAGGGACCCAGGACCUCCAGCAGAUUAUUUUUUAAAUAGAGUUAGUCAAUACCAUGAUUAUGAAAUAGAUGGUGAUCCAAGUAGAGAAGAUUGGGAAAACGAACCGCAAAUUGUUAUUGUACGAAAUUUAGAAGAUGAACCACAAAAUGUAGAAAACGAUGGAUGGGGAACCUUACCAGAAGUAGGAAAUGCAGAGUUAGAGGAAGAAAAUGAUGAUUCAGAAUAUGCUAAUACGACUUCAUCCAUAUACGGCGAUGACACAAAUUUAGAUGACUUGGAAACCGAGAGUCAUCUGAGUGAAAUGGGCAAUUCUCCAAGAGAUGAAUCAGUAUUCAUUUCAAGUUUUUCGGAAACCAUAGAUUCUGGAAAUUCAGAAGUUUCAAGAAACUUAUCUUCACAAGCACUUAACUUGACAAACACGGAAAAUAGUAUUGUUGAAUCGGGUAGUUCUAUUAUCAUUUCUGAAUCCAGAGAUAAUACAAAUUUUGAGACUCCUGAAAAUAAUUUCUGGAAUGUCACAGAUGAAAGUAGCAUAUCUACGGUCAUGAUUGAAACUUCAAGAGCAAAUACAAGUGUUUCUUUUGAAAAUUCAUCAGAUUCCAUCUCAGUGUAUGAAAGUCCUAUGGUAUAUCAGCAUACUAAAUCAUUAAAUUUAGACAAUACUACAGCCAAUUCUCAUGAAAGUACUUUUGAAGAGCCAACUAACUCUAGUUCUCUAAAUAUCCCUAGUGAUUGUAAAAGAAGGAAAGUUGAUAAAAAUACUGAGCUUUCAAAUUUAGAUGUUAGUAUUCAUGAAAAUGCAACGUCAGGUGAUGUACUUCAAAGCACUGACAGUAAAGAUAAUGAUCUGAGUUCAUGUUCAAAUGAAGUCAGUGAAUGUUUACACGAAACUAAAGAACCUAAAAAUCCAGCAAAUGUUUGGCAAUAUACAAGUACAGUUCCUAAUGCUUUAAAAAGCAAAAUUUUAGACACAAAAGAAGAUGCAAAAGCAGAAAAUAAGAUGGAAAAAAUAUCUCCAGAUACGCCAGGUAGUUUAGUCAACAGCAGUUCUCCAGAAAUUAUGGAUUCUGGCUAUCCUAAUUCUAAUACUCCACCAGACUUAUCGCCAGAAAAUGACUUUUUAAGUGUAGCUCAAUUAGAUUCAGAGUCACCAAGCAUAGAAGAUGCACCAAGAAUUGGUUUGUUUGAAGUGGAACCUCAAAAUAGGGAUCUAGAUAAUAAUAACUUGGAUGGCGAAGGAAACAAUUUAGAGGCUAGAGAUGAUCCAGAUCUUAAUGCUCUUUUACCGAUCAUGAAUGAACUUGAAAAUGAUUUGGAGAACGAAAAUGAUAUUUAUGAUCCUAGAAAUGGUUUCCCAGCUUGGCUACUAAGGAUACAAUAA